AUGUUCAUGCACCUCAUCCCGGCAGUGCCCGGUGUCGAUGAGCUGAACGUCCAGCGGCCCCAGUCAGAGGGCUAUGGGAGAGAGCAAGGUGGGACGGAGAUGGCGGGUGCCGGGCCCGGGGAAGGCCAGACUCUCAUCCUCGUCGGCUCUAUUGAACUUGCGGAACAGGCGCGCGCUGUCGCACGCCGUCUCCUGCCCGACUGGAACGUCGAACUUGAGCAGGCAAAGCACGUCGCCUCGGGGUUUGCCGACAUUACCGUCGCGACAUACCAGACGCUCUCGAACCCCGUGCGCCUACUCAAGUUCAACCCCGAGCGCUUCAAGCUCAUCAUUGUCGACGAGGCGCAUCACGCUGCCGCCAAGUCCUAUCUCCGCCUACUUCACUACUUCAACGCGGGCGUGUCGCUACCACCAGACGUGGAGGCGUAUGAGACGCUCGACGAAAGUCCGGAUGUGCCCAUCGUCGGGUUCUCCGCCACGUUUAGCAGGCAUGACACGCUCGCACUCUCGGCCGCCUUCGAGGAGAUCGUAUUUCAUCGCGACGUCGGGGACAUGCUGGAGGAAGGAUGGCUGUCUCCCGUGAAGAGCACUGCCGUGUACGCCGACUUGCAGCUCGGCGAUGUUGAGACGACCUCCACGGGCGAGUACGCAACCGCCUCGUUGGCCUCACACGUCAACACGCCCGCGGUCAACCUCCUCGUUGUGCGAACGUAUCUCCAUCGCGCAGCCGAUCGGCGCUCGACCCUCGCGUUCGCUGUCAACCUUCAGCAUGUGGCCGACCUCGUUGCGGCGUUCCGAAACGCUGGCGUUGACGCCCGCAGCAUUACCUCUACCAUGCCGGCAGGAGCGCGGCGCGACGUCAUGGAGUCGUUCCGGAAGGGAGAGUUCCCAGUGCUCGUCAACUGCGAGGUGCUCACGGAGGGCGCGGACGUGCCGGAGAUCGACUGCGUUGUGCUUGCGCGACCGACGAGGAGCAAGAACCUGCUGGCGCAGAUGGUCGGGCGCGGACUUCGUCUUUCGCCUACGACAGGCAAGCAAGACUGCUAUCUCAUCGACAUUGCAGACAACAUCUCGCGGGCGAGCGGUAUGAUCGUCCUUCCGACUCUCUUCGGUCUCACGCACGAGGACGUGGCUGAGGAGCUGGCACUCGCGGAUGCCAAGGCAGCAGAGAGGACGCCGUCUGCCCUUGCGGUCUCCGCUCCCACCAAGGUCCGGCUCGUGGAUGUGUCUGACCCCUUUGCUCUCAAAGCGCCGAAUCACGUACACAUCCCCGCGCUGUCACAACUCGCGUGGUUUCACUGUGGCGGGGGCAAGUGUGUUCUCGAGCUCAUGGGCGGUGGUCACAUCACGAUCGAGCCCAUUGAGGAAAAGUGGAGUGUGAGUUUCACGCCAAAGCUGCCACGCAUCGGCGGUGCGCCGCGCCGUGGCAGCCCAUUUGGGCGUGUCCAACAACUCGCGUUCGCAGACGAUGCAGACCGUGCGGUGCGCACAGCCGACGCAUACGUCGAGCGUCGCCUAACGCGAAACACUUUGCGACAAAUGAGCAAAUACGCGCCGUGGCGCACACGCCCGGCGUCGGAGAAGCAGAUCCAGAUGCUGCUCAAGAUCAAAGGCAUCAAGGCCCAGGAGGGCGAGGGCGCGAGGAUCAUGAUCGGUGGAACACCAAUAGACGUGCAGUCGCUGACAGCCGGGCAGGUCGCGGCCGUCCUCUGUGCCGCGCAACAUGGCGGUUUGGGGACCAGGAAACGGGCCGAGGAGCGGGCCGCAGCUGCUGACGCCAAGGCGGCGAGGCGGGCCGAGAAGGAGCGUGCUGCAGCGGCGCGCAACCUGCGCCUGCCAGGAGAGGAGAGCUGA
Cutaneotrichosporon cavernicola is the source of this 1854-nucleotide messenger RNA. RefSeq lists its product as uncharacterized. Bases 1 to 1854 code for a protein of 617 amino acids. The transcript is spliced from 8 exons. Lineage: Eukaryota; Fungi; Basidiomycota; Tremellomycetes; Trichosporonales; Trichosporonaceae. Gene Ontology annotation, molecular function: ATP binding; hydrolase activity; DNA binding. The record is from RefSeq and is a predicted model, not a curated record.